This is a messenger RNA of Globicephala melas (long-finned pilot whale), 8863 nucleotides long. It is a transcript of the gene ARL5A, whose product is annotated as ARF like GTPase 5A. Lineage: Eukaryota; Metazoa; Chordata; Mammalia; Artiodactyla; Delphinidae. Gene Ontology annotation, molecular function: GTP binding; GTPase activity. The record is from RefSeq and is a predicted model, not a curated record. Gene Ontology annotation, biological process: vesicle-mediated transport; intracellular protein transport; protein localization to Golgi membrane. Gene Ontology annotation, cellular component: cytoplasm; trans-Golgi network.
GUCCGACGCCCCUGAGUGGCCCCGCUUGGUCCACGUUUCAGUCCUUUUUCCUUCAGCAGUUGGGUUUGCACAGCACUGAGAAAUGCUGGGGUUCUCUGGGAUGAAGGUUACAGGUUGUGGCCCCAGCCGCACCACUGAGCCCCCGAGGAUUGCAGAAUGCGGUAAAACGUGAGGAAUCGCUCUUGGCUUGACCAGUACAUUCAGGUUUAUGAGCCUGCCCUCCACCUCCACCCCGCCCUUCCCCGCUUUGGGGAGAUUCUUCUGCAUCCUCAGUAGUGAUGGUCCUCUCUCCUCUUGCCAUAUUGAUAUCUGUGUUUAAGGUUAAGCUUAAGGUCAGUUUUCUACUCGUGUUGCUUAUUUUGAGGUUUUGGGGGGCUGGAUUAAAAAAUGGUAAAGUGUUUCACCGAAAGCACUUAAAAAUCAUAUCAUAUGAAACGUUUGUUAACUGUAGGUAACGACUAAGUUACCAGGUAUGGAGUGUAUUAUAAAGAGAUGCUUAAGUUCAUCUAAACUCAAACAUUGCCUUGAAAUGCAUAUCAGAUUUAUUGAAAUUUGUUACAAAAUAAGUGUAAAACUGGGGAAGAAGAUACAAUUUUAACAAAAAGAGUCCAUAGUCAUUAAGAUACACUAUAGUUACUGGUGUACUUUUGUUCUUUUUAAUUCAAGUAGGGUGAUUCAUCAUCCUGGCUGUCAGUAACUUAGUUUGUGUUUUUCUCUUGUGUAAGCUGGUGGUGGUGUCACAGCCCAAAGUUUUCCAGUAAAGACUUAAAUGAAUGGUGGCAUCUAUUAUGUACAAGCAUCUCCGCCUCCUCCUUCGUUAUCCAGCUGCUGCUGUAAGAAGGCGAUUGGGAGGGAGCAGAACUGGAACUUGUGAUCGAUCUCUAGUGUAUCUUUUAAAAAUAUAAAGAUGAUAGUGUCGAUCACAUGAUAGUGAAUGGAAGAGCAGUAUUUCAAAUGAUUUUCAAAUGAUAUGGAGAAUUUUCAUAAACUGGAGAAAGCCAGUUCUAAUCUACACUGUCUCUGGCUAGCUGUUUCUGUUGAGAGAAGGGUGAGUGGGAGCCAGUCACUUAACCUCUCUGGGUCCGGGUCUCACCUAGAACAGCAGGGAUCUUGACUGUGUGACUGUGGAGCCCACAAAUCCUAAAAACUUAAUAUGUAGGUCUUAAGAAUUGAAACUUAACAUUGCUGUAAUACUGGUGGUGCUUAUAGUAGAUAAGAUCUAUUCUAGUUUUUAAAUCCAUAAUUUUGUAUUAUUUUUAGCAAAGCUAGUAUUUCAACUCUGCUGUGAAAUUUAGAAAGGCUUUGCUUGUUAAUUGAGCUCUAGUCCUGCAAGAAAAAUUAGGUAUUUCCACUUUCUAUUUUGAGUCAAUGAUAAAACUAUUUGUCUCUGUAACUUAAGAAUGAAUUAGAACUUUGCCAACAGCUACUUGCCAGUAGUAAAUAAUGAUGUGUGCUUUGUUACCACUAGCAAUCGCUGAGUAGUGUUCUUAUUACCUGUAUUUUGUGGUAAUUUUUGACUGGACAUUUAUUUCAGUGUUGGGAAUUAAUAGUAAGAGACAUUAAUGAAGUUAAGUUCUAAAAAUUUAGAUGUCAAUAUUGUGAAAAUGUGAAUAAACUAUUUCUCUCCUGUUAAAUGAUGUGGUUGUCUUAUCAGCAGGGUCACUUUAAAAAAUAUUCAGCAUUAAAUCUAAUGUCAGGUACUUGUUGGUCUUUUUAGUUCUGUAUUAAACUGGGUGUGUAUAUGUGUGUUAGAUAUAUCUUGGAUGCUUUAUUUUACCUUCAGAAGAUACAGAACACAGUCCUAUGUUCUUUUCACAUAAACUGUUGGAAGGAAGUUUUGGGGGAUUGCAGAAUUUGCUAUGCUGAUGAAACAAACUGUAACAUCUCUCUCUCUCUCUCUCUCUCUCUAUUUUUUUUGAGCUCCCUUUAAAACAACUCUUUCAGUUUAAGCUUAAAAUAGCACAAAGUUAUCAUUGUUGGGCUGGAUAAUGCGGGAAAAACUACCAUCCUUUACCAAUUUUCUAUGAAUGAAGUUGUACAUACGUCCCCAACAAUAGGAAGUAAUGUAGAAGAGAUAGUGAUUAAUAAUACACGUUUUCUAAUGUGGGAUAUUGGUGGCCAAGAAUCUCUUCGUUCUUCAUGGAACACUUACUAUACUAACACAGAGUUUGUAAUAGUUGUUGUGGACAGUACAGACAGAGAAAGGAUUUCUGUAACUAGAGAAGAACUCUAUAAAAUGUUAGCCCAUGAGGACCUAAGGAAAGCUGGAUUGCUAAUCUUUGCUAAUAAACAAGAUGUUAAAGAAUGCAUGACUGUAGCAGAAAUCUCCCAGUUUUUGAAACUAACUUCUAUUAAAGAUCACCAGUGGCAUGUCCAGGCAUGCUGUGCUCUUACUGGCGAGGGAUUAUGCCAAGGACUUGAAUGGAUGAUGUCACGACUUAAGAUUAGAUGAUCUCUACUGACCUGUUCUCAUAGACUUUGUAUAAAUGAAGUGCUGGACUUUACCUGAAAGCUGCAAAAAUUAAUGGUUUAGAUAUAUUUAUAAUAAACUGAUUUAAACAGUUAAACUUUUUCUAUAAGAAGAACAAUUAAGACCACUUGUUUGAAAACAAAGAUGAAGUCUCACCUUUCCAUCUGCUUUCUCAUUAGUUCCUUCCAAAGCAAGGUCUUAAAGCUGUGAUGGACAUUUUUCUCAUAAAGAAUCCUCUCAGGACAUUGUGUAGCCUGUGGUAAGUACAAAGGGAGAGGAGGAUAUUUUUAACUUUAAGAGCUUUAUUAUCAAAAGUAUUUUGCAUAGGGUUGUGUAGGUAUUAUGUAUAUACCUCAAAUUCAAGUUAAUGGCUUUGAUUUAUGUUCUUAAAAAAAGGAAAUAACACAAAAAUUAAUAACAUCCUUAGUUAUAACCAUAAUGAGAUGAGUACUGGCAUUGGUGGUAAGUGCCAUUUUGUACUUCCCCUAUGUUCUCUGUAUCAUACUAAGCAACCCCCAAAUCAAAAAAGCAAGGAAAAAGCUUGACAUUGUGUACCUAAUAUUUUGUUGACCAAAUCACGUACAAGGAAACAUGUAGUCCAGCUGAGUGAAAUAUCUGUCAUAUUCUUGACUUAGUAUUACUUAUGGGCAGAAUUGCACAUUGAGCAAUCACCAGAUUGCUCCCUUUACUGGACCUUAUGCCAUCUAAAUUUACUGAGUAAAUUGUUAAUCUAUUUUCAGUUAAUCAUUAAUUGUGAUUAAAAUUAUCAAGUGAUUUUUUUCCAGCAUUAAUUGGAAACUGUUGCAUGAAAUAUGUCUACCCAGAGAAGAAGUAUCACACUAUAAAUAUUAUCAAAUAAUUUAGCUACAGUCUUCUUAGAUAUUAAAUUGUAUGUCAAGCAUUUAAAAGUCAAUUUGAGAUGAAAAGUAAAGCAUAUUUUCUAAGCAACAAAGAUAAUUUCUUAAUUUGAAAGUUUCUUAUUUCUUAACUUAGGAGUUGGAAUAGUUUGAGGGUUUUUUUGUGUGUCUGUAAGUUUUCCUCUAUCAUCUUAAACCACAUGAAUGCAUUGUUUGACAAUUACAAAAUAUGAAUCCUUUUUAAUGCUUUUAAGAAUUUGGUUUAAAUAUUGAUCAACAUAAUGUAUGAUUUUUACUAAGAAGUAACUUGGCCCCAAAACCUUUUAUGUUUGCUAGGUUUUUUUUUUUUUUUUUCCAGCAUCUGAAAGUCUAAGGUAUUUCUGUUUUAAAUGUAAACAGACUUAUCCUAAAUGUGUUAAAACAUAUUCUUGGGCACUCUGUUGGUAUAUCUUUCAUGCCCUGAAAAUCUGGUGACUAAUCCCAAACUGGCACGUUUUAGAAUAUUCAAGAAAAAAAAAAAACUACUUUUAAUACCAGCCUUUUAGAUUUCAAAGAUUUUGAUGAGAAAUAAUAGUACAUACUCUUAAGUAUUGACAAAACUUUGAAAGUUCCUUUCUAUAAAAUAUAAAAUGCUCGUUAUAUAAAUCCAAGUCAGGCAUGGGAAAUCAGCAUUUAAAAUUAGAUGUUUUGUGUUUUAUAUUUAUAUUAUAAUGUUCAAAAUGCAAGUAUAACAUUUUAAUAUUUGUGAACUUGCUUUUACAAAAGUAACUCCUAAAUUACUAAGCUUUAUUUGUUCAUAUGUCCUCAUACUUUUUCAAUCACUGUAAGAAAUUGCUUGUAUAUUAAAAACCCAAAUCUAUUUUGUUGAUGUUGCAGUGUCAUCACAGACAAAUAUUCUGUAAAGUAGCCCAGCAAAUCCACACCUUUUAUCCUUUUUGUCUUUUAAUUUGAAUAACCAUGGUUUAGUCCCUUGAAUUGCUGCCACAUCAGUUCAACAAUAUACCAGCACAUUCCCUUGUCAUCAAGGUGUUAGCCAAAAUUUAUUCUUUUUUUCAAAAUUUAUUCUUAAUUGGAUGUUUAAAGCAUGUACUACAUUGUUACAGUUGGUUUAGCAAUUGACAUGGCAUCAUGAGCAUGCAUGAAAUCUUUUACCACAUUUAUGAAACAUGCUUUUUUUGUUACAUUCUACCCUCCAGGCCAAGCAUUAGAAAAAAGGUGGUACCUUUAUACUUGUGCAUAAAACCAAAAUUACGAUGGGAAAAAACUUUUUAAAUUUGUGUACGAAAAUACAUCGAAAUCAUUGUAACAGUAUUACUUCCAAAUAACAUGGAGAGCCUCAUGAAUAGUCAUAUUGGUGAUUUAUAUGUAGUUUUUAAGUGGAAUUAAGCAAAGGGCAAUGCUUUUGGUUUUUUAAUAUGCUAUGCUACUUUUGGAUAUAAACAAACAUUUUAUUUAGGGUUAUUGUGCUCAGCUUUGAAAAGAACAAAGCUUCAUACCUCUGUACAUGUGGCUGGAUUUAAAUAUCCUGUGUUUGAUACUAAUUUUGAAAGUUGUGUAACUUCUCUUGAUAUCUUCGUAAAAGUAACCAUAUUGCUAUACGCAUUUAAAUAUGUUUAAUUUUGUCAUAUUGCAUUUAGGAAGUAUAUCUUACACAGUCUAAUAAGGAUUCUUGUUUGAAAUUUUUCAGUUCUAUCUUCUUUGGCCCUCAUGGAUGGGCAAAGAAUACAUUGAAGGCAGGUAGUUUGCGAGGCAGGGGAAAGUGGGUAGGGAAUAUGACAUUUUGCCUUAAGAAUAAAAAAGUGCUUCAGCACUGCUGUCUGGCAUUUUUAAUGCAGGUAAAGUGAUUUUAGAAGCGUGGCAUGGAAUAGAAAAGAGUUUCUGUUUUCUGGCCUUCAAGAAGUGCCUAGUAGGUAGUGACAGUGAGAUCACAGAGAAGUGCAGGGCACUGAGGAAGGGCCGGAAGUCCCUGAGAUGUUCUUUUCUUUUCUGUCUGAGUGUAUAGUAUUAAGAUAUCUAGAAAUGGGAUUCUGUUGUCCCCCCUCACAGGCACUUUACAUCUCUUGCUGUGACUGCAGCAACCACAUACAGUACAGACAACCUCAACAUUUGUUUAUAUUAAUGCACAUAGAAAAACUGUAGACAGAUUUCUAGUUUUCUCUGCAGGCAUUUUUGGGAAUAUAUCUGUAGUGUGUUCUACUUUGUAUAUAGGGGGUAAUAGCACAUCCCAGAUUAUCUGUGGACUUUGGAAUCAUCUUCUCUCAGUUACCCAGUCAUAUCCUAGAAUCAAUCCAUCUUUCAAGGCUGGGUAGAGACAAGGUUUCUUUGCAUGACUUAACUUUGAAUACUCCCACUGUCCAAAUAUAAUCUGGAACUUCUUGCUUUAGGAUUGGCUUUCCCAUAGCUCAGCCAUCCCCUGCUCUCCGGUAUCUUCAUUGCCCAUCAACGAAGAUAUAUUAUCUUGGUCCUGGAGAUAUUCUAAACUUUACCCAUAUCCACUGUUCUCCAAACUACUAGUUUCUAAGUUGGUUCUCUGGUUCUUUGCUAUCCUCCACUGGCUUGAUUCAUUGAUUUGCACUUUGCUCAUUAGAGAGUAUUAUUAGAGUUGUUGAGUACAUCACAAGACUGGCUUGCUGUGUGUACAGCACAUAAAUACAUACCAGCAGUAGAGUCCUUUAAAUUAUACUCUAUUUAACAUUAUUAAUUAACUUAAUUUUAGCUUCUCACACUGAAAGGUAGAUUCAGAAAGAUAAGAGAACUACCUAGACUGCCAGCUCCUUGAGCUACUGGGUAGAUGUGAAAGGGAUUAAGUUAUAUGUGUAUUAUCUUCCCAUUACCAAAAAUGAGUUACGUUUUGAGGAAUAAAAGACACCAGACCAAAUUCAUAUGUAGUGUUUAACCUGAAGACAUCCCCACAUCCUUAAAACCAUAGACCACAUUUCAUUUUUUUCCCUCAUGUUUACUUAAAGAACAAAGAUAAACAUUAGCUGUCUAAAGGAAUUAGUAAUGAGAAGCCUAUCUUUACAAAAUAAACCUGUUGAAAUGGACUUUAAAAACAUCAAAAUUAUCAAUCACCAUGUAUUGAUACUAUCGAUGCAGACAUAAUAUAGACAAUACUUUUUUAAAGUUCCACUUAUACAAAAAAUAAAACUUCUAUAUCAUGCUCCCUCAAAGAAUGUACGAUAAUUUUAAGACCAGGAUGGUGGAGUAAAGGAAAGAAAGAGAGAAUUUAAAAACCUUGGAUGCUAAAAAGUGAAUCUAUUAAAUCCUAAAACCAUGUGUGGGAUUGUGAAGAAAUUGUAACAGGAUACAGUUGGAUUAAUUAUGCAAUAUUUCUUACCGAAUGUCUAGCCCUUGUGUAUUGUUCUGAAAACUACAGUUUGAAUCUUUAUGGUCUUGCCUGCUAGAUAUUGUGUUCUUUGGUAGAAAAUUCCCAUAGUCUGUACUCAGCAAGUGCCUAAAACUGAUUUGUGUUGAUUUUUAAGUCCAUCUAAUAAAUUAUACAUGUUUUCUAUUGUAUUAUAUGUGCUUGGCUUACUGAUGAUACAGCCUUGAGGGUUUUUAAGUCAUAAUUUUUGCUUGGUUUGACUAAAAAGCCUCAAAACUGAAAAUACCCAUCCUAACCCUGAAUAAACCAUAGGUUAAGGAAGCACGAGCAAAACCAUUUUUUCUCUUUCCUAAUACAAAUAUUCCAUGACCCUGGUGUUAGUUAAUGCAGAGACUAGAAAACUAGACUCUAUUUCUGUUCUUUUUAAAUAGUUUUAACACACAGAAAAUUAUAUUGUGUUUUAAAAUCAUAGUAAAAGUUUGUUGCUUGUGUAAGAGUAGCCUCUUAAUUCUCAUACUUAGUGGUUAGUAAUUUUAAGUCGUAUCAUUUAGAUCUUGAGCCAUUUCAUGUGUGUGCACACCAGAAUCCUUCCUCUUUAGAUUCUCCUUAUAAAAUGAAAUAUUUGAUAGAACUCUACUAUGUUUCUCAUGUUCAUUCUUCCUUCCUUCCUUCCUUCCUUCCUGCCUCCCUCCCUCCCUCCCUCCCUUCAUUCCUUCUUCCUUUCCGCUCCCUCCCUCCCUUCAUUCCUUUCCCCUGCCUCCUUCCCUCCCUCCCUCCCUCCCUCCCUCCCUUCAUUCCUUCUUUCUUCCUUUCCCCUCCCUUCCUCCCCUCCUUCCUUCCUUUCUCUUUCUUUCUUUCUUUCUUUUUUGACUGUAAACUCUGGGGGCAAAGACUGUAUUUUCAGUGAUUCACAAUUACAUUUUGUUUAUAUUUUAAACAAUCUUGCAUGAAAAGUGAAAUGUAUAUAUGAUUUUAAUUAUUAUAAUAUAUACUGUUCUCUUCCAAAACUUCUUACAUUGGUGAUGUAAAGAAGUCCUCUAAUUAUUUUUGCUUGAAAUAGUCCUUUAGAUUAGAGUAGUCUUUUGUUACAUUAUGUCCCUCUAUGGUUCCUUAAGAGGAAGUGAUACCUGCAGAGCACUUUUAAAGAUAUUUUCUGGGUUAAUGUUCAAGAUAACACAUUGAAAAGGAAGCUAUAAUUAUGUCUAAUGAGGGCUCUUUUGGUUGCUAGAGAUGAGAAAAAUGAAUACUAAUUUUAAUUUGUGCUUAAAAUAUAUUUUACUAACUAUAUUGAUUUUUAAAUAUGACAAAUGUAUCUUGUAGAUAUUAAUCUUCCUUGCUUAUAUUUUCCUAGAGAAACUAGAUGAAAAUGUGUUCCAACUAGUCUCUAUAUAUUGACAUAUGUGCUCUAUGUAUAUUGACAUAAUUGAAGCUGCAUUUAAUACAACUAAUUAGAAACAUUUUGAAAAUUUUUAGGUUUAUUGUAUUGGAAUUUCUAAUAUGAUACAAGGUUUUGACUCAAGCUUUGUAUGCAAGAAGAGGUGGAAAAUUUUUCUUAUCUCGUUAUCAUUUUAUUAACUUGUAUUUCUCUGUAUCCUAGGAAAAUUGUACAUUCAAGGAAUAUUCCAAAAAGUGAUAAUCUUAGAGCACUUGGGUGCUUUUCUGUUUCAUCAGUGCUGAUAUGUUAGGUACCUAGGGAAAUAAUGCUUCAGGGCCUUCUUGACAAGACAACUUCGUGGGUGGCUGGGGGAUAUUUAUGUUUGUGCUCAUGUUGGGUUGGAGUGGCAGAUGGUAUAGGGACCUCUCCAUUGGUAAAGCAGUGCAAUCAGCUUCUUUGCAGGUGUGUUACUUCAUUAUACUUGUAACAUCAUUCCUGUGUCCAUAACUGACUGAAAUGUCAAGUUCCAGAAAUGUAAGGCAUUGGGUCAGGUGACCAGUAGUAGGACCUAGUUUAUAAUGCAAUAAAGGAAUAAUGUUAAGGUAUGUUUGAGGGGAAAUAACAAAUAUGAUUUUACUGCUGAAUUUCCUUUUUUAAUAUGUAUAUUAACUUUUUUUUUAAGUUGCAUGUUAACCUGGUAAAAAGUAUUGUCUCUGCUUUAUGCUUUGAGUAAAAAGAACAGCAAAAAAAAAGACAAGUUAAAUUGUUACCCUAUUAUGUACUAUUACAUAUACCUUUUCUUUUAGAAAAGGUUAAUUAUAAUUACUAUUCACACA